AUGUGUGUGGACGUGCAGCAGGGACAUCGAGGGGUCCGGGACAGUACGGAGGAGGAGAGGACUUUAACAAACGUCUCAAUAGAUAUGACAGUUAAACUAAAACUCCACCAUGCUUUUGGUUUUUCUGAAAAAAUAAGAAACAACUUGCUUUUCUUGAAUGAGCAAACCAUCAUUUUUCCAAGCGGGAACAACUGUGUGUGCUUCAACGUGCAACAACGAUGGACCAGGUUCAUUCCAGGUGGAAACGCAGACCAGCAAGGGCCACAAGGAAUCUUAGCGCUGGCUCUUAGUCCUGACAGGCAUUACCUGGCAGUGUCGGAGAGAAGAGAACAGGGUACAAUCACCAUCUAUGACCUACAGAACAAGCAGUGCUUCAAGAAACAAGUGCUAACAGGGGGCAGCAUCGACAUUCAAGAGUUUGUUUGCUUGGCUUUUUCUGCUGACUCCAAAUAUCUGCUGGGGCAGUCUGGAGCACCCGACUGGACACUUUUCUACUGGGACUGGGAAAAGAAUGAGGUCAUUGCCUUAGUGAAAACCACAAGAGUUGGCUUUGUCAGUCAGGUCAGCUUUAAUCCAAAGCAUAACACACAAAUUUGUGUGAGUGGAAAGUGUGUCUUCAAAAUUUUUAAAUUGGAAAAAAACUCCCUAAAUCAGUCCUCGUCAUUUGAAAUGGAAAACAUCACAUCCCAUGCGUGGAUGUCUAAGGAUAGCAUUAUCUUAGGGACAGAAACAGGAAAUCUCCUCAUGCUGAAGGCCGGACGCUGGCGUGAUCUCGGGAGAGCUUCUGAGAGGCAAACAAUGAGGACGGACUCUUCAUCCACAGGUGGACUACAGAGCAUCACAGCCAUCACGCAGUACUGUAAAGGCUUUGCUUGUGCAGCCGGGCCAGGGCUUGUUUGUCUUUAUGACAAAAGAGGGGAGUCUUACACGCAGACUUCGGAAAUUAGAAUUCCUCAGGAUUCAUGCAGCAAUCAGUCAAGUCAGUCUGAGCAGAGGAUUACAGCAGUGUGCCUAAGUCCAUCAGAGAAGACGCUGGCCAUAAGUACUCGUCAAGGCCAAAUCUACCAUGUCAGGCUUGACUCGACUGAGAUUAUAAGGGGUGAGCAGGCUGAAUUCAGGUUCCUGUUUCAUGCUGUUCACUCGGGGAGCAUUACCAGUCUGUCCACCUGCUCCUCAAAACCACUCUUUGCCACUUGCUCGAAGGACAACUCCGUGCGAAUCUGGAACUACAAGACCAAUUCUCUGGAGCUGAUUAAGGAGUUCCCUCAAGAGCCAAAAUGCAUCUCAUUUCACCCAAAUGGCCUCACUAUCUUGGUGGGCUUUGGUGAUAACGUCUGUCUUAUGAGCCUGUUGGUUGGUGAAUUCCGCACCAUCCAGGAGUUCAGAAUAAACGACUGCAGUGAGUGUUUGUUCAGCCAUGAGGGCAGCAUGUUCGCUGUGGUCACCAGCAACUUUGUCAACAUCUUCCACAGCAGCACAGGCGAAAAAGUCAGUCUGCAUGGCCACAUUAACAAGGUGCAGUCGGUAAAGUGGAGCAAAGAUGACCAUCGUCUGGUGUCAUGUGCAGCAGAUGGUACCAUAUGUGAAUGGAACAGUGGAACCUGGACCAGCAAGUCUACAAAGUUGCCGAAACCAUCUAACUACAUUGAGGGGAUGUUCUUGCCGAAUACAGAGAACGUUCUGCUUGUGGCCAGUGGCUUCAAUCUAAAUGAGUUCCGAGAUGGCGAGAUCCACAAGGAAAUGGCCUCAAAUGGCUCAACUUACACAGCCAUCUCCAUGACUCAUUGUGGCCAGGCGAUCUUUUGCGGAGGUGCUGCUGGUAACGUCAGAGUCAUUCAGUACCCGUUAGACGAUCAGGAAUCCUUGAUAGAGUAUGCGGCGCAUUCUGGUCCCAUAACUAGAAUGGCAGUCACACCUGAUAAUCAGUAUCUGCUCACUGCCUCCGUGAACGGCUCCCUCCUCAUCUGGACCAUCACUGACCAGAAGGGACGCAAUUUGAGUGUGAUGAAAGAAACAGAUCAUCCCGAGGAGAGCAUCCUAGACGGUAACGCCCUGGUGGAGUUUCUGAAGGAGGAACGGGUUCAGAAUGAAAUGGCCUGCAAGGAGAUGUGGGACAAUGUCAGACAGAAUUUCCACCAAGAGAUUGAGGCUCUCAAACACCAAAUCCAGAUGAUGAAUAAUGAGAUGGAGAAGAUGAAGAUCUCUCAGGAGAAUACAAUAACUGAGAUAAUGGAAAAACAUGCCAAAGAGCUAAAGGACCAGGAAAAUGGCCACAAAAAUGAGAUGCUUAAUGCACUCAAGAAACAUGAGGAGUUGGAGGAUAGAUUGCAGGCCAUGCAGCAGAACUAUGAGGAGCGUCUACAAAAACAAGAGGAAAACCAUUUGCGUACCAUGAUGAACAUGAAGCUGACCCAUGAUGAAAGAUUGCAGGGGAUGAUGAAAAAGGAUACGGAGCAGAUGAAAGUCUUUCAGAAGCAGACCAUAACUGAGAUAAUAGAACGACAUGCCAAAGAAAUGAAGGAACAGGGAAAUGACCACAAAGAUGAGAUGCUUAAGGCACUCAAGAAACAUGAAGAGUUGAAGCAGAGAAUGCUGGCCAUGCAGCAGAACUAUGAGGAGCGUCUACAGAAACAAGAGGACAUCCAUUUGCGUACCAUGACAGACCUGAAGCUGACGUAUAAUGACAGGCUGCAGGAGCACCAGCACAAUUUGCAAAAAGCUGAAGAGAAGCAGAAGGAACUGAUUGAGAAACAUGAAUCUGAGCUCAAGGAAAUCUGCCUCCAGUAUGACGAGAAGCUUAGUGCCAAGAAGCAGAGCAGCACGAAGCUGAAAAAAGAAAUGAGAUUCAUGGAAGAGCAGCAACAAGAAAUCUUGCAGAAGUCUGAGGAUAUACAGAAGGAAUUAAGAGAGAAGCAUAAAUCUGAGCUAAACGAAAUCUACCUCCAGUACGAGCAGAAGCUCCAGGCAGACAAGGAGACCAUCAUGGAGCUGGAACAAGAAAAUAAAACCUUGGAGCAGCAGCUCACAAAAAAGAAUGAUCUGGUGAGGGGCAUGAAAACCAACAUUAUGAAAUGCGCAAACUUCCUCUAUGACCCAAUUGCACUGAGGGACAAUUUCAUAAAGCUACGAAAAAUGUACAUCUGUGAAGAAGAGCAACAGGACCCCUUGCAAAAGUCUGUGGGGACACAGACUGAAACGCGGAAGAACCUUGAAUGUGAGCUAAAGGAAAUCUGCCGGCGAUACAGACAUAAGGCAGAGAGGGAAACUUCAGACGAUAAAACACCAAGCCUGGAUCAGCAGCAGGUGGAUACGUCGGAGCUGUGGACAAUUAAAGAAGAGAAACAGGAAGAAAGCAUUGAGUACAGUCUUGAUAUGGCCACCAAGGACAACAAAACCAUCCAAGAGCUGACAGAGAAGCUAAACAAGGAGAAAGAAAAGGUCAAUGAUAUGAAGACUCUCGUGCAGUGGAUGAAAUUUGACAUCGCACAAUGCUCAAACUUCAUCCAUGAGCCUGUACCACUGAGGGAAAACUUUCUAAAACUGCGCAAAACCUACAUCCGCGAAGCAGAGAUGUUGAAGUUUAAAGAAAGGGCUUGGCUUUUGCAAAAGCAGGCCAGGCAGAGGGAACAGCAGAAGAAAAAAGAGCUCUCUCAGAAAAAAGGCCAUGGUAUCCAUGUCAAAGCUCAUCAAGGAGACUGUGCAACUAUUCUGAAGAUUGAGGACAAUACAAUCUGCAUCAAGAAACAACUGAUUGAACCAAUUGAAGAACGCAAAUCAACUGAACCUGAGCAACUGCAGAACAUGAUUCAAGAGAAGAAGUUCGAGGCUGAGGCGGAGAUAAAAGCCAUUGACCUUAAGCAGAAGCUGAAAAUAAAAGAAAAGGAGCUGUGUACAGAGAGGCGGAGGGUCAGACAGAUGAGGACACAGGUGGAACGGAUGAAGUCUGACAUUCAAAAAUGUUCCAGCUUCAUCGGGGAACCAAAAAUGCUAAAAGAGAACUUUAUGAAACUGUACAAAAACUACAUCCAUGGGGGAGAUAUGCUGAGAUGCAGAGAGAAGGCUGGGGACGUGCAAGAGCAGACCCAGCAGAAGGAGCAAUUACAGAGUUCUCUAAAUGGCAACAGCAGGCUAUGGAGGCCAAAUAUCAAGCAGAAUCCUCUAAUUUCCUGAGGUGAGAGAGAGCAAAGAGAUACCAUGAUUCAAAAGACCCCAAAUCAUGAAGACACUAAUCAACUUCAAUAAGAUGAUAUUCCCAGGUGUCACCCUAGCACGCUUAAUGGAUUGACAGUGGCAACUUUCCAAGAGCAAGAAUCAAGUAGCAAGAAUCAAGAUAUACUGUGCAGCACAAACUGAAUUAGAAAUGAAAAAUACCUUAAGACUUUUUUUUUGAUGUCUUGGUAUUAGAGGAUGUUCAACACCACC
Clarias gariepinus (North African catfish) is the source of this 4422-nucleotide messenger RNA. Its product is annotated as cilia- and flagella-associated protein 57-like. Gene Ontology annotation, molecular function: protein binding. The record is from RefSeq and is a predicted model, not a curated record. Lineage: Eukaryota; Metazoa; Chordata; Actinopteri; Siluriformes; Clariidae. The transcript is spliced from 30 exons. The coding region runs from base 1 to 4170 and encodes 1389 amino acids.